AGUACUUUUACCGUACUGUUUAAAGUACCUUCCCUUGUGUGUGGGUAGUGGGUCCAUAAUAAUACACUGAGCAGUGCGUGUUCAUGUGCUGAGGUACCGCCACCACACUAUACCGUCUCAUAUCCCACUGGACAACGACCAAUUCGCCAACCUUUCCACCAUCACCGUCGCUCGCUAUCCCGCACAUAUUACUUCAAUGCCCGACUUCGUUACCAUUUCUUAUUGAGCCUUCACGGCCUCUGCAUUCGUUUGAAGGCCUCGUUCUGCCAUUCUUGAGGCUGCUGUUACGGCUGCUCGUAUCCCUUUUCGCCAUAGCCUGUUGUAAAACGCGCAUCGCUCUUCUUUCUCACUGUACUAUCGAAACUUUACGAUCUCUUUCAGCACUUAAUAUUCGUCAAAAAGACACCAACUCCGAUUUACGAGUCGACUUGCACAUCUCCUGAAGACGGGAUUAGGAAGGGUUUUGCCAGACCGCCCUGGAUCAUAACAAACAACAGCUCCAAGAGCGUCAUACGCAUUUUGCAGUUAAAGUUCUAGAACCGCAAUAUGUCCCUACCCCAGAGACCUGGGGGCGGCGACCUCCCCCCCCAAGAACGGCGAAAUACGUAUAGAAGCUCCACUGGGCGCCCUCAACCGUCACACGACGCCGAAGUUGGAUAUGCUGGGCAAGAUUCGCAAUCUCCAACAUCUAGACGGACAAGACAACAUCGGACAGAACGAGCCGGGUCUCCCGCUGAUACUCGCCCGCCUCAGUCCCCCACCCCCGCAACUCCAGCUGCACAGGAUUUCCAACGCAAGCGAAGCUUGAUCCGCCCUGAGAGAAACCGCAUUGACCGCGACCAUCCAAACUACUAUUAUCGCCAACAUGCGGCGAAUAUGACAGUUUUGCCUUCGACUACGGGAAACGACCCGAUUCUAGAAGAUCAAGGAGAUAUAAAUGGCGGGAGUGGCGAGCCGGAUCAGCGCAGUCCUCGGGAUGGUCCCUAUGGGUCUCCAUCGCCUCUGGAAUCCCAAGGAACGAUGCAAGGUUCAGACACCGGCAACUUCGAAAAGGACCAUAAAUCCUCAAAGCUAACUCGUGACACAAACAAGUCGAGGAAGCAGACAAGAGAAGAAAGACGCCGCCAGAGGGACGCAGAAGUCCUCAAGCCGCCUAGUUUGUGGAACGUGUAUUGCUCGAUUAUCACAUUCUGGUGCCCUGAUUUUAUUCUGAGGUGCUUCGGGAAGCCAGCGAAAGAACAACAGAGAGCAUGGAGGGAGAAGAUGGGACUUAUCAGCAUUAUUCUCAUGGUCAUGGCCUUCGUCGGCUUUCUCACGUUUGGAUUCACUGCCACUGUGUGUGGUAACCCACCAACCCGACUCCGCGUAAAUGAGGUCGACAAAGGAUAUAUGAUCUUCCACGGCAAAGCGUAUAAUUUAUUGGGGGUUCGUCAUCCUGCGGCCAUGGGUAUUCCGGAACAGUCAAAUAUCUUGUAUGUGCCUGAAAGUCAUGGAGGCAUGGACGGCAGUUUUCUUUUCCAAAACGUCAACGGAAAGUGCAAAGGCUUGAUCUCAAAGUCAGAGGGAUCCGACGUUCCAAGUGAUGACCAGGGAAACCUCGGUUGGUACUUCCCAUGCAACCUUCUGAACCAGGACGGCUCCAGUGAUCCUAAAAAGAAGAGCUUCGGACCCUACCUUGGCCAUCAAUGCCAUACCACCGCACCUGGACGAACUGCAUUCUAUGGCAUGCACUCUGCGGGGGAUGUCUACUACACCUGGGAUGAUAUCAACAAUGGUACAAGGAAUUUGGCUGUCUACUCUGGGAAUGUGUUGGACUUGGAUCUUCUGAAAUGGUUUAAUGGGUCGCAGGUUACUGUCCCUCGAAUUUUUGUCGACCUCGGCAACAAGGCUACCACCCUGAACCAAGGAAUCAGAGGUAGAGACAUAACACAUAAAUUCCAAGCCUCUGGAGACAAGGAACUUGCCGAAUGUUUAGAACAGAUCAUCAAGGUUGGAAGCGUCGAUACCGAAACGAUUGGCUGUAUCGCGUCCCAAGUGGUGCUUUACGUAGCGCUCGCAUUCAUCAUCUCUAUUGUUGGAGCAAAAUUCGUCCUCGCUCUCUACUUCCAGUGGUUCUUGAGCCGCAGGUAUGCGGCCAGUAAGACCUCACAAUCUUCGGAUCCAAAGAAACGUAACAGGCAGAUCGAGGAGUGGACAAACGACAUCUAUCGCGCCCCUCCUCGCAUUGCGGGAGACCCCGGCAGCACUGCUGCUGGUUCCUCGGACAGAAAUAGCAGACGCGCCAGCAGCAUGUUCCUUCCAACCACGUCUCGCUUCACAAGCCCGUAUACACUAAAUGGAGAGAAGUCAGGACCACGGCCGGCACCGACGACUAUGGCGAGCCAGAACUCAGCAGCUCAGCUAUUCCCGCCAAACCCGAUGUAUAGAGGCCAAAACGAUAGCCGAAUGAGCUUCCCUAAUUCGAACCUAGAUGGCGGUGUUAUGAGCGAUGUAUCAGGCGACGGGCCAGGCCCUGCUGGCUUCAUCCAUGAAGCUGUCGUGCCUCAGCCUCCUCCAGAGUGGCAACCAUUUGGAUAUCCUCUUGCACACGCGAUCUGCCUUGUCACCGCUUACUCAGAAGGUGAGCAGGGUAUUAGAACCACACUCGACUCUGUAGCGACAACCGAUUACCCCAACAGCCACAAGAUGAUACUCGUUAUCUGUGAUGGUAUGAUCAAAGGAAAGGGCGAGCUACAUUCUACCCCUGAAAUUGUCUUGGGCAUGAUGAAGGAUCACUCUGUGCUGCCUGAGGACGCUCCGGCCUUCAGCUACGUCGCCGUUGCAAGUGGAUCGAAACGACACAACAUGGCAAAGGUAUAUUCUGGAUUCUACGAUUAUGGCGCCGACUCGGCAAUUCCUUUGGAUCGCCAACAGAGAGUGCCCAUGAUGUGUCUUGUUAAGUGCGGAACCCCCGAUGAAGCAUCGAAGAGCAAGCCUGGAAACAGAGGAAAGCGUGACUCGCAAAUUAUCCUCAUGUCUUUCCUCCAAAAGGUUAUGUUCGACGAGCGGAUGACGGAGCUCGAGUUCGAGAUGUUCAACGGCUUAUGGAAAAUCACUGGAAUGUCACCAGACUUCUUCGAGGUUGUGUUGAUGGUUGAUGCCGAUACCAAGGUCUUCCCCGACAGCUUAACUCACAUGGUUUCCGCCAUGGUCAAGGACCCAGAGAUCAUGGGAUUGUGUGGUGAGACGAAGAUUGCAAACAAGAGAGUCUCCUGGGUUACAGCCAUCCAAGUCUUCGAAUACUUCAUCUCCCAUCAUCUCUCCAAAUCUUUCGAGUCCGUCUUUGGUGGCGUUACUUGUCUCCCUGGAUGUUUCAGUGUGUACCGAAUCAAGGCACCCAAGGGUGGACAAAACUACUGGGUCCCUAUCCUCGCCAACCCUGACGUCGUUGAGCACUACUCUGAGAACGUGGUCGAUACACUACACAAGAAGAACUUGUUGUUGCUUGGUGAAGAUCGUUACCUCUCAACACUCAUGCUCAGGACUUUCCCGAAGCGCAAGCAGGUCUUUGUGCCACAGGCCGUAUGCAAAACUACUGUGCCUGAGCAAUUCUCGGUAUUGUUGUCUCAGAGACGUAGAUGGAUUAACAGUACCAUCCACAACUUGAUGGAACUGGUUCUCGUCAGAGAUCUAUGUGGUACUUUCUGCUUCAGUAUGCAGUUCGUGGUGUUCAUCGAUUUGAUCGGAACACUUGUCCUGCCCGCUGCUAUUGCGUUCACUAUCUACGUCGUCGUCAUAUCCAUCGUCAGAAAGCCCGUUCAAGUCAUCCCCCUCGUCCUCCUCGGCCUAAUCCUCGGUCUCCCAGCCGUCCUGAUCGUCCUCACCGCCCACAGAUGGUCCUACGUCGUCUGGAUGUUAAUCUACCUGAUCUCCCUCCCCAUCUGGAACUUCGUACUCCCGGUCUACGCCUACUGGAAGUUCGACGACUUCUCGUGGGGCGACACGCGCAAGACGGCCGGCGAGAAGACCAAGAAGGCCGGCAUCGAGUACGAGGGCGAGUUCGACAGCAGCAAGAUCAACAUGAAGCGCUGGGGCGAGUUUGAGAAGGAGAGGAGACAGAGACAGGCCGGGCAGUGGAAUGCGCAUAGCAACAUCAGCAGCUAUAGGGACGACUACUAUGAUAAUAAUAAUUAAUUGUGGUAAUGGAGCGGAGGAGAGAGAGGGGUAUUUGUGUCGAUGCAUAGUUUGCUGGUGGAACUCCAGAUUUUGUCUUUUUGGGGCGUUCAUUCCUUCACUGUGUUUAUUUUUUAUGUUUUUUGUACGGCGGAUGCUGCGGUUUGUCUGACAGGGCGUUUUGCGUGUUUCGAUAGCAGGGAGGGGUUUGUGUGGUUUUAAUGGGUAUCGCGGGGAGCGAGCUCAUCCUUAAAAAUGGAUAUUAGCGUAAGUUAUAUGGAUUAUGGUUAUUCACACUCUCUUGUGCCUGUGCUGGAUUCGCAUCGUAGAGUAGCAGCAAUCGAUAGAUAUAUUUAUAUCGGAAAAUGGAUG
Molecule: messenger RNA, 4524 nt
Organism: Pseudogymnoascus destructans
Lineage: Eukaryota; Fungi; Ascomycota; Leotiomycetes; Thelebolales; Thelebolaceae
Gene: CHS3
Product: chitin synthase, class
Exons: 3
Coding region: 547-4173 (1208 amino acids)
Cellular component (GO): cell septum; cell periphery
Molecular function (GO): chitin synthase activity
Source: RefSeq, a predicted model, not a curated record